CAAAGCAAUCUGAAGCUUUAGUGAGAAAUUCUGCACUAGCUCUCACAGUGUUCCAGACAGAAAAUUUGACAAUCUGCUUUACACACACAGACACACACACACACAAAAAGAUAAAUUGGCUGACUUAAAGUUAGGGGAGAGCUUUGCUUUCUUUCUACUGCUUAGAUUUUGUUCACAUGAAGAGUCAGCCCAUUCAAAGGGGGAUCUCUUGUCCCUCUGAGGACCCCAACGGCACCAAAACUGUGGAGUCCCUCGAUGCAUGGAAUGACUCGGAAGCGAUUGCCUACACACUGAUGGACCUGCCUCUUAGAGCCCCAACAAAGAUGACAGCAAAAAGUGUUCCUGGUGCCUUUCCUACAGUGGAUGUCCCAGACCAUGCCCACUACACAAUUGGUGCAGUCAUUCUUAUCGUGGGGAUCACAGGAACUCUGGGUAAUUUCCUGGUCAUCUAUGUUUUCUGCAGGAGUAGGACCCUUCAGAAGCCAGCCAACAUAUUCAUCAUCAAUCUAGCUGUCAGUGACUUCCUUAUGUCCAUUACGCAAUCUCCAGUUUUUUUCACCAACAGUCUCCACAAACGCUGGAUUUUUGGAGAGAAAGGCUGUGAGCUGUAUGCCUUCUGCGGAGCUCUUUUUGGCAUUACAUCUAUGAUCACUUUGAUGGUGAUUGCCUUGGACAGAUACUUUGUCAUCACAAAACCUCUGGCUUCUGUUCGAGUGAUGUCAAAGAAGAAGGCCCUAAUAAUCCUGGUAGGAGUCUGGCUGUACUCUUUGGCUUGGAGCCUCCCACCCUUCUUUGGAUGGAGUGCGUAUGUUCCUGAAGGUCUCCUGACUUCCUGUUCCUGGGACUACAUGACUUUCACGCCAUCAGUCCGUGCCUACACAAUGCUGCUUUUCUGCUUCGUCUUUUUCAUUCCUUUAAUUGCUAUCAUAUACAGCUAUGUCUUUAUAUUUGAGGCUAUCAAGAAGGCAAACAAGUCUAUACAGACAUUUGGAUGCAAACACAGAAAUAAGGAGUUACAGAAACAGUACCAGAGGAUGAAAAAUGAGUGGAAGCUGGCCAAGAUUGCACUGAUUGUCAUCUUGCUUUAUGUCAUUUCCUGGUCACCAUACUCUGUUGUUGCUCUGGUAGCUUUUGCUGGGUAUUCGCAUGUUCUAACACCCUUCAUGAAUUCAAUACCAGCUGUGAUUGCCAAAGCUUCUGCCAUCCAUAACCCCAUCAUUUAUGCCAUCACUCACCCCAAAUACAGAGCAGCCAUUGCAACAUAUGUUCCCUGCCUUGGAACCCUGCUGAGAGUUUCUCCAAAAGACUCACGAUCUUUUAGCAGCUAUCCCUCCUCCAGACGAGCCACUGUAACCAGCCAGUCUUCUGAGACAAGUGGGCUGCAGAAAGGAAGAAGGCGACUAUCUUCUGUCUCUGAAAGUGAAUCAGGCUGUACUGAUAUGGAAACUGAUAUCACCAGUAUGAUCUCUAGUCCUGCUAGCAGACAGGUCUCCUAUGGAACGGGCAAUGACACAACCGAAACUAGUAACUUAAGAACCAAACCUAAACUGCAAAGCCAUCGUUCUGGGAUUUUUGAGAAGGCAGUUGCAGAUGCUGAUGACAUACCAAUGGUGGAAUUGAAUGUUGCAGAGUAUUCCGCUACACCUACUAGAGGUGAGUGCCUGAACGGUAUUGGACCAAGAAAAGGAGAGCCUCACCAUAGACCAUCUGCAGCCCAGAUACCCAGCAUUGUAGUAACAUACAGCAACAUGCAAGGUGUAGAGCUUCCUUCUGGAUACAGCUCUGGUUUCCUAAGCCCUAAGAUCAAAAGCCACAGGCAGAACAACUCCAAUAGCUGAGUGGUGCAAGACAGAAUAUCACAUUAGCUACUACCUCUACAAGAACAAUGGACCAGCUGAAUCUAGAAGACCUUUCUACAUUACUCUGAAACACUCCUACAAACACCCAACACAAGACAAGCAAGGAUAAAAUCAAGGGGAGUAACCUGUUCAGCAUCAUAACUGUCUCCAGUGGUUCACUUCUUGAUCUGAAUCACAUUGCCAUUUUAUUAUUUCUUCUUUAUGCGGCUCAUAAAGUUCUUUCUUUCGCUUGGAUUUUACUCUUCUCAGGUAUAUUCUAGCACAUCAUGGAUCCUACCUAAAAGCCUACUAUGAUUAAUUUGAGAGGAAGGGGAAGUAUGAGGUCCAAAACUGGCCUUUGUUCAUUUAUUGUGGUUUAACUUCAAAGCUAUGUGGGGAAAAAACUUACUUUCUGGAGAUGGUUUCUUCGUUAUUGAAGUUCCUCAAGCAAAUGAAAACUUAAUCACACAGUCAGUAUUCCUUUCUCUCAUUAAUAACAUAUUUUCCUUCAUUUUCGUGUACAAUGCGAUUGAAAGGUAAAUACACUUUGAGCAGUAAUUUGAAGCCUCAGAUGUUUAUUUUAAUUUCUGAGAUACUGGGGGAAGAGAAAGGAAUCACACUAACAAUGAGUC
Messenger RNA from Oxyura jamaicensis (ruddy duck), 2470 nucleotides. It is a transcript of the gene OPN4, whose product is annotated as opsin 4. Gene Ontology annotation, molecular function: G protein-coupled receptor activity. The record is from RefSeq and is a predicted model, not a curated record. Gene Ontology annotation, biological process: visual perception; G protein-coupled receptor signaling pathway. NCBI's taxonomy places the organism in Eukaryota, Metazoa, Chordata, Aves, Anseriformes, Anatidae. Gene Ontology annotation, cellular component: membrane. The coding region runs from base 177 to 1838 and encodes 553 amino acids. The transcript is spliced from 11 exons.